Hippoglossus stenolepis (Pacific halibut) is the source of this 4236-nucleotide messenger RNA. It is a transcript of the gene kcnv1, whose product is annotated as potassium voltage-gated channel modifier subfamily V member 1. NCBI's taxonomy places the organism in Eukaryota, Metazoa, Chordata, Actinopteri, Pleuronectiformes, Pleuronectidae. The record is from RefSeq and is a predicted model, not a curated record. Gene Ontology annotation, biological process: protein homooligomerization; potassium ion transmembrane transport. Gene Ontology annotation, cellular component: membrane; voltage-gated potassium channel complex. Gene Ontology annotation, molecular function: voltage-gated potassium channel activity; protein binding.
AUGAUAUAAAAACAGUCUCAUCUGUCAAUCAUGACGUAUGACAUGGUUGGUCAGGUUUGGGACCUCGACCCACGGCUCCACAAUCAGAGAUAUUUUGGCUUCCUUCAUGUACAUGGGACGAGUGUCGUCCAUCUUUAUACGGUCUGCAACAACAACCCUCAAACAGUGUGACGGUCUUCGUGACAUUAAUCUCCCUCCAUAUUUUCCUCCACAACAUUUUAAACCGGCACAGCGAAUCACAGAGCAGAGAAGUGAUGCUCCAGGAGCUGCUGCCUCCUCCAGACCCGACUGAUGACACGAGUUUUAUCUCCUGUUGACAAAGACUGAUCAAACUUUAUUCAAACCAUCUCCGUCAGCAAUGAAUAAAAACACAGGGACAUGUUUGGAUUUUAAUCAAGAAAAUGUGGAGUUAUCGAACAAAGUGCUGAAGAUUCUCUUCUUUUAGACCGGCUCCCCCCCCUCCACCAUGAGCCGCCCUUCAAGUUCGGUGGCGGCGGCUGAGCUCUACGGCGACAGCACCUCACCGGUGUCUCUGGACUCCAGUGUUUUCUUCAGCGAGACGACGGCGUCCUGCGUCAGAGACGUUGACUUCUUCAUCAUCAACGUUGGAGGGAGUCGCUACGUGCUGUCCCAGGAGCUGCUGGCGUCCUACCCAGAGACCCGGCUGGGGAAACUGGCCUCCUGCAGCCGAGACUCGGCUCUGGAGCUCUGCGAUGACGCGGACCUCCUGGAGAACGAGUUCUUCUUUGACCGAAAUUCACAGACCUUCCAGUACGUGAUGAACUUCUACCGGACGGGUCACCUGCACGUCAGGGAGGAGCUGUGUGAGGUCUCCUUCCUGCAGGAGAUUGAGUACUGGGGCAUCGACGAAGUUCGGAUCAACCCUUGCUGCCGCGAGCGUUACUAUCGCCGCAAGGAGCAGAAGGAGAGCCUCGAUGUUCAGGGAGAGUUUGAGGCUGAUGAUGAUGAUGAAGAUGAUUUUAUAGGCGCUGUCUUCCCUGCUCUCCGCAGACGCCUUUGGGACCUUCUGGAGAAACCUGACUCAUCACGGGCAGCUCGCACCUUCAGCUCACUGUCCCUGCUCUUCGUGGGGCUGUCGCUGAUCAACAUGGUGCUCAUCUCGCUGGACUUAGGGGAGGACGUUGGAGUGAGUGACGUUGGAAUUAGCGCACCGUUACUGUUUGAUGCCCUGGAGUACGUGUGCGUGGUGUGGUUCACGGGCGAGCUGGUACUUCGGUUUCUCUGUGUGAGGGAUAAGUGUCGGUUCAGCCAGAACAUCCUCAACGUGAUCGACCUGCUGGCCAUCCUGCCCUUCUAUGUGACGCUGGCGGUGGAGAACCUCCAUGGAGGAACCACCGAGCUGGAGAACAUGGGCCGCGUGGUGCAGGUCCUCCGACUCCUCAGGUCCCUCCGCAUGCUGAAGCUGGGACGACACUCGACAGGCCUGAAGUCUCUGGGUAUGACCAUCGCUCAGUGCUACGAGGAAGUCGGCCUCCUGCUCCUCUUCCUCGGCGUCGGCAUCUCCAUCUUCGCCAUGGUGGUCUUCGCUCUGGAGCACGACCUUCCUGCCACGACCUUCACCAGCGUACCAGCCGCUUGGUGGUGGGCCACCACCUCCAUGACCACGGUCGGCUACGGGGACAUCCGGCCCGACACGGUUUUAGGGAAGGUGCUGGCCUUCCUCUGCAUCCUGUCCGGGAUCCUCAUCCUGGCGCUGCCCAUCGCCAUCAUCAACGACCGCUUCUCCGCCUGCUACUUCACCCUGAAGAUGAAAGAGGCGGCGAUGCGGCACGGCGAGAUGCUCAAAAGGCUGGCCCGGGGCUCGAUGGUGGAGACAGGAGGGGGGUGGGGAGGCGUGAACCUAAGGGACGCCUACGCCAGGAGCGUCCUGGAGAUGUUGAGGCGAGCGAGCACUCGCAGCAGCAGAGGAGAGGAACUGUGGUGGUAGAACCAGGAGACGAGACCUGGUGGUUGAUGUUUCCCAUAAUGCACUGCUUCACCAUGCUUCUGGAAACUGGAUUUAUUGCUACAAAAAUCUUGCUUCAGUGGAAAGUUGUUUUUUCCUCCAUAUACAACGUGGUCUCUCUGCACCACCUUAAAAACCAUCGGUGCCUCACCGUCAUCACUCUGAGAAUCAGUCAUCAGUAAAUUCUCCUGUGGGUCAGAGCGGUCCCUUCAAAUGUCACAGUGACUGAAUCAAAUCACUGACCUGGGAGCCACAGACGUUCCUCUCUCUCGCUGUCGGGUUUGGAGAUUGGACAUCAGAUGUUUUUGUCUUUUCAUGUCUUUCCUUUGUCUUUCCUUCAUCACAAAAAUAUGAACAGAUUCAAACUGGAACCAGCAGUUUGAUACCACGACCUUUUCUCAUGUGCAAUUUUAUCCCACAGCGUGUUGUGACCUUUGACCUCCCGGCUCUCUCUCUCUCUCUCUCUCUCUCUCUCUCUCUGAAAGAACCUCUUUUUAUUUCUUCUUAAAAAUGUAAAAUGCAGAUGUGAUGCUCCAGUUAGUUUUUUCUCUGGCUGCAGAGCCGGAGGCAUCAAACGGUGAAUUCAGGUCAGUGGUGAAGUCAGCGAGGCAGGAGAUCAUCGGCUGUACCUGUGGUGAUGGUCCAGAUUAAAAAGAGAGGGAGAGAGGAGGAGUUUUAUCGAGACAUGACGUGAACCUGAGAAAAGCUGUUUGGACCGCGACGAUUUGAGACAUGAAGCAAACAGUGUUGAGCUCCACUGAAAAAUCUCCUGUCCUACUUAACGUCAGCUCAGUUGAGACGAGCUUGUUUUCCACUCCGGUCUGUUGAGGUUCCCCAGAGAACCGGCGUCGUUCCAGCUCGACUCACCGAUCAUCUGCUCCUCUUGUUUCCAGAAACACUCAGAAUCAGCAAAGACGAGGGACGACCUCUUUAAAGCAUCAACAGGACGGAGCCACAGACGUUUAGUGUCGACUUCAUGUGUUUAACUCAGAGGAUCUUUGCUUUACAGAGUAAAACUCACACAGAGUCACUGGAGAAUAAGAAUCUGUCUCUGACGACCUGGAUAUUAUGUUAAAUACACGAUGUUAAUUAAAGCAAAGAAUAUUAUCUCACACACACACACGUUGAAAAAUUAAAUCGACCUCCAUCCACACAAGCGUUUCAGCUCCUUAUCAGAAAUAUUAUAAAUAUUAAUAUCCACACUAACACACAUGAAAACACACGUCACAUGACCAUGACCGUACUCUGGUCAUGUGAUGUAAACAGGAAGUGGAUUGUCUCCUCUGCAGUUGGUUGCUUAGUUACAGAAAAACUACGGACGAGGAACUCGACGAUGAAAAGUAGGAGCAACGAUUUCUGUCCCGUUUCGAAGUCUUGUUCAAAUGUGUCCUUCGAUCUCCAAGGUUUUAAUAAAUCUAUUACACGGACAGAGUAAAGAAAUGUGAGUAAGAAAUAUAACAGCUUCAGUUUACUUCCACAACAUGAUGAAAUGUUUCUUACGCUUCCUCCUCCCCUCAUGGUCAGCCGUGCUUUCUGAAAAAGAGGGCGUGGCUUUGCUGCAGUCGCAGGCUUCACUUUGCUUCCUCUCUGUUGGUGGGUGUGUCAGAGGUGUCAUCCAAUCAGCAGCGACGUGUAUAAACUCCGCCUUAUGAAAGAGACGGUGACACGAUGGAUCGUAAAGAUGCAGCAGCUGCUGUUUCACAUCGAAGGAAACUGUUAGGAGACAAGUUUAUAUUUUAUAAUGAAGUUAUUUAGUAAAAUGAAUCAUCUGAAUCUGUCCUAACAUCAAGUGUAUUAUUAAACACAUUUAAACUCAUGUCAUCUUCGUCCCAGGUUUCUUCCACCAGAAGAAGAAGAAUGACCUUCUCAGCUGCUGUCGUUCAACAGAGUGAUAAACACGCCACAUCAACGUGUAGAUUCAAGUCUUACUAGGUUUUGCUCGAGCUGAACUCAGGUUCAUGAAACUACAGGCAGCACCUCCACAUUCAACACUGAGACCUGUAGCAGAAUAUCAUUCAUAAUCUUUGAGCUUUCUUUAGUGUGAAAUGUAGAAAUAUUCAAACUAAACAAGGAUCCUCUCAUCAUCGUCCUCUGGUCACAGUGUGUCCUCAUGUGAUGACACGUCUUUUGCCUGCUGGCGUGUCCUGUGUCCGUCCUCUCUGCUGGGACUCUGUCCUCUCUGCUUCUAAAACCAGCUUCAUGAAUUCAUUCAGCUCCAGUGAAGCGACGAGGAAUCUAACAUGGAGGAGGAGGGGUUCAUGACCUAUACU